UUUCAAGAUCGUUUUUUCCUUCCCCCUCCCUACCGGUUUUACUUAUUUUCCACUACCACCCACCCCAUUAUGCAGCACACCCCCUCCUCCCCGGGGCUAAGUUUCAAACAGGCAGACACCCAACUUACAAAGUUUCCCCCGUUGGACUACCUAAUUCAAAUAUGGAUCUUUGACUUUCUACCUUGAAAAGUGGGGACCCCCGUGGCCGAUGGAAGUUCUGGCAAACAGGCCCUACCCUGUUUUGAGUUAAGCCUCCAUCGGCUAGCAUGGCUCCAUUUAUGAGGUCCUUUCAAUGUCCGGUCCCCGGCUCGACACGCAGAUGCAGAGUGGGGCGGGGGGUAGGCAAAGCAAAGGGAAGGGGAAAAAAAAUUAAAAAAGAAGAAUUAGACAUUAAGACCCUCACCCUAGCCGUCUUUGUAUGUACUCCGUACUGUAUCGCCAGGUCAGAUCGACAAGAGGAUUGCCAAGAUAAGUCCUUAACAAUUUCUAAAAGGGCAGAUCUCUCGGCUAUUCCGCUCCAAACUUUACGGAGUAGAGAAUUAAAAGGGAAGGUGUAGAACUGAUGAAGGUAAAAGAGUGAGCGAGAAUUUUAAGCGAGAGGUGACGAUAACAAUCAUCAUCUGGACUGACGAAGGUGCA
Molecule: messenger RNA, 639 nt
Organism: Aspergillus caelatus
Lineage: Eukaryota; Fungi; Ascomycota; Eurotiomycetes; Eurotiales; Aspergillaceae
Exons: 1
Coding region: 267-557 (96 amino acids)
Source: RefSeq, a predicted model, not a curated record